UCCUGCUCCUCCUGCUCCUCCUCCUCCUCUCAGAUGCCCUCCCGCUGCAGGACAGUGUUGAACAUCGUGGUGACCACCCUCUUUGCUGCAGUGGUCCUCUUCACCGUCCUGCUGGCCUACGUCACAGGUUACCAGUUCAUCCACACGGAGCAGCACCACCUUUCCUUCGGCCUGUACGGUGCCUUCCUCUCGCUCCACCUCUUUCUUCAGAGCCUCUUCGCCUUCCUGGAGCACCGGCGGAUGCGGAGUCCGGCUCGACCUCAGCACCUCCGCCGCUCUGUGGCGCUCUGCAUCGCCGCCUACCAGGAGGACCCGGAUUACCUGAGGAAGUGCCUGCGCAGCGUCCGGCGAAUCUCCUUCCCUGGCCUGAAGGUGGUGCUGGUGGUGGACGGGAACCGGCCCGAGGACCGUUACAUGAUGGACAUUUUCCAGGAGGUGAUGGGUGGUGCCGACCAGGCUGGCAGUCUGGUGUGGAAGGGAAAUUACCACAGUGAUGGAAGCGUCAGAGGUGGAGUUGGAGGCGGAGGGAGGAGCAUGGUGCACAUGGAGGAGGCGGCACGAGUGGCUCGGCUGGUCAGAGGUCGACGGUACUCCUGUGUCAUGCAGGAGUGGGGCGGGAAACGAGAGGUGAUGUACACGGCCUUUAAAGCUUUGGGAGACAGCGUGGACUAUGUUCAGGUGUGUGACUCAGACACAGUUCUGGAUCCAGCCUGUACCAUUGAGAUGCUAAAGAUCCUGGAGGACGACGCCAUGGUGGGAGGAGUCGGUGGAGACGUACAGAUCCUCAACAAGUACGACUCGUGGAUCUCCUUCCUCAGCAGUGUGCGAUACUGGAUGGCCUUCAACGUGGAGCGUGCCUGCCAGUCGUACUUUGGCUGCGUCCAGUGCAUCAGCGGCCCUUUGGGCAUGUACAGGAACUCCCUGCUCCAGCGCUUCCUGGAGGCCUGGUACCACCAGACCUUCCUCGGCUCCAAGUGCAGCUUCGGCGAUGACCGCCACCUCACCAACCGGGUGCUCAGCUUCGGCUACAAAACCAAGUUCACGGCGCGGUCGCAGUGCCAGACGGAGACGCCGACGCAGUACCUGCGCUGGCUCAACCAGCAGACUCGCUGGAGCAAGUCAUACUUCCGCGAGUGGCUCUACAACGCUCUGUGGUUCCACAAGCACAGCCUCUGGAUGACCUACGAGUCUGUGGUCACCGGGUUCUUCCCCUUCUUCCUGGUCGCCACCGUCAUCCAUCUCUUCUACCGUGGGAGGCUGUGGAACAUUCUGCUCUUCCUAUUGACGGUGCAGCUGGUGGGGAUGGUGAAGGCCACCUACGCCUGCUUCCUGCGCGGCAGCCUGGUCAUGAUCUUCAUGUCCCUCUACUCCCUCGUCUACAUGUCCAGUUUGCUGCCCGCCAAAAUCUUCGCCCUGCUCACCAUCAACAAGGCCGGAUGGGGAACUUCGGGCCGCAGAAAGAUCGUGGUCAACUUCAUCGGCGCCGUGCCCGUCACGCUGUGGACUCUGGUGCUGCUCGGGGGUGUGGCCUACACCGUCUACUGUGAAACACAAGAGCCUUUCAGCGAGACCGAGAAAGCUUUGCUGAUAACAGGGACGAUCCUCUACGCCUGCUACUGGCUGGUUCUGCUGUUGCUCUACCUCGCCAUCGUGGCCAAGCGCUGCAACAAGCGGGAGGAGCAGUAUCACCUGCCGUAUGCUGAGGCGUAGACGCGCACAUGAACCCAGAGACUGCGGGACACUUGCGCGAGGUAAACCAAAGGUCCUUGUCCACCGCAUGCACUGCUGGAGGGAGGAGCCAUGAACUGGAAAGCCACGCCUUCAUCACUGGUGCUAAAAUACAAACAAACCCUUGACAUGACUGUAGCUCCGCCUCCUCUCACAUCAUUCUCUCUAAAGGUGCUGCCAACGCGGGGGUUUUACGUUUUUAAGGGGGCAGUGUGGUGCUUUCAUGGAUUUAAACAGACAAAAUGAGGAGUUUCUUAAGCGAGGAGUUCAUGCUAGCGUGUUUACGACUUCCUGGUCACAAAAGUUGGAGAAAUUAAAUCUGAAUCUGUGUUUUUAUUUUAUUUUUUUCUUAUACGAAACCUAUUUUCUUUUUCUCCAUGAUUUUAUAAUCUUAACUGAAUAUGGAAAGUGUCGCAGCGCAUGUGAGUCGUCACAUUCUCGCAAGAAAACGAGCACUCGACGCAGAGGAAGUGAAGACAACGUCGACCUCCAUUUUACAGUCACAGAGGUUUAAAGACUGACUUUACGUUGAAAUUUAUUCAUUUUUCAUUCAAAUUCAUUUUAAAGUUAGGAAUUGAUUAUGUGCUGCGCUUGAAUAAUUAUGGGAUGCAAAUAGAGCCGUGACAAUUAGAUAAGAAGAUAAUGAUUAUCUUCACGAAUAAUCGAUGAGUAGUUUGGUCCAGAAAACGAUGACGUUCUCAAACGUCUAUGUUUUUGUCUACA
Solea senegalensis (Senegalese sole) is the source of this 2451-nucleotide messenger RNA. Its product is annotated as hyaluronan synthase 3-like. The transcript is spliced from 4 exons. Bases 34 to 1710 code for a protein of 558 amino acids. The record is from RefSeq and is a predicted model, not a curated record. Gene Ontology annotation, molecular function: hyaluronan synthase activity. NCBI's taxonomy places the organism in Eukaryota, Metazoa, Chordata, Actinopteri, Pleuronectiformes, Soleidae. Gene Ontology annotation, biological process: extracellular matrix assembly; hyaluronan biosynthetic process.